AUGGCGCCCAAGAAGCUGACGGAUUGCCCGGAAAAUCUCAGGGAGGCCAUCGACUGGCUCAUACAGGUGAGGCAUGGGAGUGGUAGCAGUGAUGGUCUUGGCAAUUUGUCCAAAGCUUUAAAAAAGUUGAUUGACGAGGCUAUAGCUACUGCUUUUACCAGCAAUGUAGACCCACUCCUGAAGCUUAUUAAUCCUUCUUGCGGAAAGUCAGACAAUUGUACGUCUACAUUUGAGGAAAUUCAGAAGCUUAAGAAACAAGUUAAUGAAUCUGGAAACGUUGAAGCUGAUCGAUUUAGAACACUGUUACGGCUAAUUGAAGAACAUAAGAUAGAAUAUGAAAAGUAUCAUUAUGCUGAGUCAUCUAGGGAGAAGGCUUUAGAAGGUGUGAAAUGCAAGCUGUCGGAGAUUGAUAAACUUAGGGAAAAUCUUGAAACAUUCAAUAAAAAUCCCAAUGAUAUAUUAACUAACCUCUGCACUGGCCUCGAGACUUUCCUCGGCUUCAACCCUGACUCCAAAGGCUACACUGGCACUGGGAUUGUUUACUCUGACCUGGAUAGGCUGUGUGACGCGGUGAUGGCGUUUUUGCACGGGGUGUUUGACACUAUUAAAAGCGAGGACGCUGUGGAUAAUUACAACAAAUAUCUGCCCGAUUAUAACAAAAUAAACAAAGUUAUUCAAACGCUAGAGAAACAAAUUGGCCAAGGUCGUAAUGGGAUUCCGAACUCAGUCGGCCAGGUGAAAGCGUGGUUGGAGGGAUAUGAAAGUGUUGUUAAAACUAAUACACAAGCGGUGAAAGAUGAAUUACGUAGGCUAAUUGAUGACUUAGAGGGUAAUCAUAAAAUGACCAUUAAUGAGAAUUCAUCCCUUGAGGCACAGCUGUCGGAUUGGAAGUCGGUGCUUCACAAAAUUGAGGUACAUGUCACUCAGACACAAACUAAGCACAUUAGCCGAUUAGACCGUAGAUUGGAAGAAGCAAUUGCGAAUGAGAUAAAGCCAAUAAAAGAUGUCGUCCAGCAAUUGAAAAGUGUGACGUAUAAUGCGUUCGAGACUCAAGUGAAGGCAGUAGAUACAAAAUUUGAGACGUUGCCUGUAGAACUCAAUAAUCAAAUCGAAAAAGAAGCAAAACGUUUUAAGGAUAUCUUGGAUGGAAAUUUUAAUGAAAUAGGUGGAAAAGUUGAAAGCUUUAGAACCGGACAAUUGCAAAACCUUAUGAAAUCUAAGGAUGCGCUUAGCGCCGCUCUGCAUAAGAUUAAUGGGGAAGAGAUCGGUGAUAAAAAGUCUGGGGUCCACAAAAAGAUUCUUGCGUUAUUAGAGAAAUUGAGAGUAGAUAUAAGUAACGUCCACAAGACGUUGGAAGAGAAGAAAAAGGAACUUGAUCAAUUAGUAAUUACUGCGCAGAUGCAAUUUGCAACCAUAUCCAGAGGGGUUAAAGAAGGCUCUGGCUAUACAAUGCAGGCGGAUUUAAGUAUAGAAAAACAUUGGAAGGAUCUCUACACUAUGAUUGAGACUAUUGUUGGAGAUGUGACCAACGCAGGCAAAAAAAAUCCUGCUUCCCUUCAGGAUAUUGUGGAAGCAGUGCAAAAAUAUGCUGAAACUUAUGGUCAGGAUUUUGGAGGUACAGUGAAAAAGUGGGUGCCACAAAUGGUCGGGUUGGAACCGAUGAAAGGCUUUCUUAAUAAGUAUGUCGUGGAAAAUGAUGGAGCCUCUCUAUUCUCGGGUAGUUUAAAAGGUCAGGUGCAUCUUCUCAAUGAGGAAUUGGCUAGAGUGGUUCAGGGGAAAAUCAUAAUUGAUCUUGAUAAUAUCACUGUUGGUACACAACCCGGAAGCAAGACAGGCGUGGAUGGAAAAUUGUCGGAAAUUGUACAGUAUCUUAGAAGCUACGCUAAGGAAGUAGUAGGUAAGCACACUAAAAUCGUCUCCGAUAUUGAAGUCGCUCUAACAGGAAAUGAUAAGUUUACUUUGCAACCUUCCCCACACAAAUCGUAUCUCGAAUCUGCCGUAAAAGCCACCCUUGCCGCAGUGAAAUAUGCAGCCGAAGGUGCUGCAGAAGAAAUUGAGACAUUUAUACAAAAAUCCAACAUAGUCAACCUGACGCAGUCUAUAUCCAAAGUAAAAUUAAUCGGUACCAAUAUUAAUCCCAGUUCUGGUGUUGGAUUUCCCGGCGGUACGAUUGACGUGGCAUUAACUACCGUGAAGGGCGCAAUCGAUCAGCUCAAUCCAAUACUGCAGAGGGCACGCGGCACGCUGAAAAUCGGUGUCGAUAAGCUUCAGUCAGAAGUUCUUGCAGAGCUUGAGAAUUUUAAGAAGGAAGGUGUCACUGGUCGCAUUUCUAGUAAACUAAAGGUGGUAACGGAAACCUUAGAAGAUCUUAAAGCGAAAAUAGACAGAGAGAUUAAUGUAGUCGUUCAACAGAUAACUGAUAUCGAAGAAGACGUGGAGACGUGGAUAAAUCAAACCAAAGAAAUGAUUAAAAGUGCCCGUCAGACCGCAAAGUCGGAGGUCAGCAAUUUCAACGCCAAAAAGCAAAUGUUUAUUAGAGAUGCAUUCGAACAGGCAAAAUCCACUGUCAUGUCCAUGCUUGCGAAGCGGCAUCAGGCCUACUCGGAUUCGCUAAAGAAAUUAGUCGUGAAGCAGAAAUAUAGAAUUGAAGGGUUUAUUCAAAAUGACAGAACCCACGGUUUGAAGGGGUUCUUGAGAGUCUUGUAUGGUGGCGAUUAUCUAAGUUCUAAUUGUAAAGGAUCAUCAGAUAAUUUGCUUUGUAAGCUAACAGAAGAAAUUGCCCAAAAAAGUGCAACAAUAAGCAACGCAUCGCCAAAGGUAAAUCAAUAUUUUAAUGCACUGUUGAUGUAUGUUUAUGAGGAUAUCAAAAACCUGUUCACAACUCCACCUCAAUACCCGUACUCAUCCCAGAUUAUGAAGGUCCGCAACAAACUUGAGAUAGUGCUUGAACGCAUGGAAAAACAUAGUUAUGAUUUCAGAUUUGUAGAAUUGCUGGUUCAGUUGAACGAAUCCCUUGCCGAGUUAAAUCCUAAGAAUUUCGGCGAGGUGUCCUAUCCUGCUUUGGAUGUCGUCAAAGCCGGUUUGAACAAAUUCACAGAGGAGUUGGAUAAUGUAUAUGUGAAUAAAUACUCCGGAGCAGGUGAUAUUACUUGGGAAGAGACCAGCGGACGCGGAAAGAAAACUAAUCUAACAGUUGAUGGAAGAAAUUGCUCUAAGGUCUGCUUGACGCUUAUUUCCAUCUUGAACGUUAGUCUAGGCAGAUUGAAACUAAAAUGUAAUAGAGGUUGGAAACAUUUCCAAAUUCAUCAAGACACCGUCGCCACUGUUGACACGAAUAGUGGUAAACCAUUGCAAAUGAACAACCCUCUGGGUCCCUUCUUUAUGAGGUGCGGCUACAAUGUGUCAGUUUUUGCCGGCAAGCAAAAGGGUGAAUUACGAAAUGAGAAAGAAUGUAACGGCAUGGGAGUUCAUGGUAUUCUCGUUGGUACCGAUUAUAAACAUGUUUACAACACCGAUGAAGACUUUGAAUAUCCACUGCAAAAACUCUACGACUGCCUCCAGGACUACUACACUGUCGGUCACUAUGCCUCCUCAUUCGCCAAAAAGCAGCCGUGUUCCGUGUACGAAAUGCUUGGCUGGAUGUGCGGAUUGAAGUAUAACCCUGUUCAAUCGAAUCUACUACACAGCAUUAGCGACAUGCUAGAGGAGCCAGCAACGCCAGUAGGUGGCGACGGUGACCUUGUCACCUUUGACUUGCAAUCCUUCUACAUUAACACGUAUCCUAAUAAAGCAACGUAUAAGCAGUUAGACGAGGUUAUUAAUCACAUUAUGUCAAAAUCUGCCUCCAUCCUCACCACCGUGCUUGGCUAUGGCGACGAGCACACCACGUACGCCUGUGACUUCUAUGACAACUCUUUGAAAUUGUACUACCCCAAGAGUGGCGAGGAGUGCUUGGAUAUGUUGCUCGACAUUUUGCGACGGAUGUUGCCGCCGCUCAGAUUUCUGUUUAUGCAGUGCCGACUUGACCAAUCGCAUUACGGUUGGGCCGACUGCUACUACGGUGAAGACGUCUAUCCGUUGAAUUGGCAGUGCAAGGACCACGAGGAUGAGAAGGCCAAUUGCCGUCCCAGGUCAGCGCUUCAGUCGUACCUAUCCGACAGUCUCGUCGGCUGUAUGCCUCACCAGCUCAGUGCCAUCGGCUGCAAAGCGACGUGUUCGACGUGCCCCAAGGGACUACCCGGGAUGCCAUGUCUAACGCCACUUGGAUUCAGAGGUUUCUCUGGAAGCAAGCGCAGAGGUGCGGACCUAAGCAACGUGCUGGGCAACCUGUUCGGUAACCCACUACUUGCGUCGCUGUUUGCCCUUGCACCCAAAGCGCCUAGUACGUUGCCGGAACACUUCCAGUUUGCCUUGUCGCUUGUUUAUGACUGGCAAAAGAAUUGUAGUCAUCCAAUUGAAAAUGGCAUUAAAGCCGCUAUCACGGACCGUUCCAUUGCGCUUUACGAGCAAACCAGUGACCUAACUAACGCGCUGAGUAAUGCAUAUGGCAGCAGCCAGGGUGGUAACCACGCCGCUAAGCAUACUACUAGACCUGUUGACGGCGGUGAAAAUGAGGUCAAAAAAGGUGACCUCUGCAGUCUCGCAAUGUCUACCGCCUGCCGCGAUCAGCUCUGUGCCCCGUACCUGUAUGCCUUAUGCACCGACCAAUACACUUACCUCGCCAAAAAGCAAUGUAAAACAUACUUAUCGUGGGCAGUAUAUCUGCCAUGGACGCUGUGGAAUUAUCUCAAUUCCUUGUACAACGCGUUCAAGGAUAUCUAUUGCCAAGAUUGGGGCUGUCGUACCUGUCUGCGUGCCGACACGUGUAGGCGUGGCCAGCAUGGUCUCGCCAACGACAAAACAAAGGUUGGUAAUUGCCACUGCUCCAGUAUUGUAGAGUGCAAGGGUGCCAUGCCUACGUUGUAUAAGUACGGUUUUACGUUUGGUGCUCCAGCAGCGUUGAACGGGCAAGGCGGCAGGAAGACGUGUACCAAUUUCAUGGACCAGUUGAACAACGUGCUGCAGUCCAAGUAUUUCCAGACGUUGUUCGACAGAUGUGAUGACAUCUUAUGGCAGAUCAGACAACCAUUCACAUGGACAGUUAUCGCCCUCUGGCUCCUCUCACUUCUGUACCUCCUCCACAUCAUGGUCAUCCGCCUCGACCUGCUCCACAUCAAAUCUCACUUGCACUCACCCUCAUCACAUCGUAUAGCCGCCCAGUCACUACUCGCCGCCGCACGUGUUAAAGCACUCAACAAAGUGCUGUACCUGCAACCUUGA
Messenger RNA from Babesia bigemina, 5319 nucleotides. RefSeq lists its product as hypothetical. The record is from RefSeq and is a predicted model, not a curated record. NCBI's taxonomy places the organism in Eukaryota, Apicomplexa, Aconoidasida, Piroplasmida, Babesiidae. The transcript has a single exon. The coding region runs from base 1 to 5319 and encodes 1772 amino acids.